AUGCCCCCCUCCCCUCGUUACCUGGCAACAAAACGCUUUAGGUGGAGAUCAAGCAUACUAAGAGACAACGUGUUUUAUCAAAGUCACCUGAAUCAGUUUCUAACGCCCGCAGUCGGAAGUCAUCCUCAGUGGCUGCUGUGUUACCGCGCCUCCACUCAUGGCUGGGACGUCAGCACCUUCCACAGUAAUUGUGAUGGUAAACGUAACACAGUCACCAUCGUGAAAGCAGGACAGUACUUGUUUGGAGGGUACACCGACAUUCCAUGGGAGUCCAGUGGUGGGUGGACCAGCACUCCAAAUGCUUUCUUAUUUUCUCUCCACAAUAAAGAAGGACUGGCUCCAUUUAAAAGCGUGGUAAAAAAGCCAUAUAGGGCAAUGUUCAGGCAUUCGUGUUGCGGUCCAGUAUUUGGUACUGGUCAUGAUAUUUAUAUCACGAACAAUGCCAAUAGUAAUCAUAAUUCCCAUGCCAAGUUUGGUUAUGAAAAUGUUUAUUCCGUUCCAAGUGGUGUACAAAAUAAACAAGCCUUGCUGGCUGGUAGUCACCCCUUCACACCUGAUGACUGGGAGGUGUUUUAUCUGGGAUAAGUGGCCUUGGAAGACUGAAGAAAAAGCUAAACCAUUUACUCGCUCAACGGACUCUUUGUAUUUUUAACGCAAACAGCACUUGACGGAUAUCGAGUUUUGACAGUACUUGACGGAUGUCGAUGUAUUUUCAUUACUCAUAUGUAUGUCAGUUAUCUACUAAACUGUAAGCAAUGAGAACUUAAUAAAUAUGACUUAUAAUCUGUGCAAUCAUCAAGCUAAACUUGUAAAUCAUUUUCAUUUUCUGUUAAUG
Messenger RNA from Stylophora pistillata, 835 nucleotides. RefSeq lists its product as uncharacterized. NCBI's taxonomy places the organism in Eukaryota, Metazoa, Cnidaria, Anthozoa, Scleractinia, Pocilloporidae. The record is from RefSeq and is a predicted model, not a curated record.